AUGACAAAAUUAGAAGCAAAUGCAGCGGUUUAUUCACAUCGUUUACGGAAUCUCGACAGGGCAAUAGUGCAUCGCCUCGCUGGUGAUCAGAUAAUAUUUGGAGAAGGAAUAAUUACGGCGUACCAACUGCUUGCGGGAGACACGAAAUUGGUGGAUUUGGAAAAGAAACGACGUGGUGGGAAGAAAUUCUCCGCAGGUGUUGCAUUUGCUGCGAAUGCGAGUCGUGAAAGAAAAUUACCGCAACGGAAAGGCAACUGCGGCACUGGAAAAGAAGCACCACUGGUGGAAGCGCUGAGUUUAGUCGGCAAGGUGGAUGCCGCCAUUGCAUUCUGCGAAGGGAAAUUAGCAGCUAUACAACAGUUAUGCCCGUCCUCAAAUACCGGUAUGCAUUUCCGUCAGCAACGUUCCAUACAUGAGGAGUUAAUGCCACACGCCCUGGGAACUGGACGUAUAGAAUUAUUAACAAAUGAUGGAAUAACUAAUGAUGUUCCCUCAAAACCACUUCUUAGCGGAAUGUCCCGGAGACCGUCCAAUUAUGAACUAUCGCCCUCCGAUUUUAAGGGUGAAUGUUGCACACCCGAACAAAUAUUCAUAGAAGCUCGCGAAGAUACGCAGUUUUUGUGGCUUCUGCGAUGUAUCGCGGAGGAGACAAUUCAACGGUAUGUUAUUGUUUCGGAGGAGCGAAUUUACUUUACAUCAUUUGUUGUUGCCGCGCGUGAAGAAGUAACCGCGGUUAUUAGCGCUGCCACGCCACAUUACACACCGUCAUCGGUGUUAUCAGAACUCAACAACCAAACUCUAGUGGCGCAGUCACAAGAAAAACUUAUUGAAGAAAAGAAGAAGGUUUGGGUUAACGGAAAUUACAUAAAGGAUAGCAGCACGGACAGCGAUGAGUGUUCUCCCGUAGUGAAAGGGUCGGUGAAGACAGUAUGUGUAAAUAUGGAAAGCCCGAUUUUGUAUAAAAAGCACGUGCGUUUGUUACCUUUCGUUCAAACAUUAUUGUAUGAAACAGAAGCAACACAGCGCACCCAAAUUGAAAGGGAAUCCCACGUGUCGUUGGAGCUUAUUGAUGCUCACCGCCAGUUGAUGAUACAUCAUAUAACGAGUAAGUCGCUAAUGGUAACUGAAGAAGAGUGUAUGCGUGAACUCAUAGAAAACAUAAAUGAUUUUAAACUACCAGUGGAAGGGAAGGUGUGCCCAAAACAACAGAAAAUACCUAUACCGCGAAGUGAUGGAACACUGUCAAGCAUGCGAGACAUACGCAGUUGCAGUAGUAGUCCUUAUGCACCCGCCACUCAAAGCACACAUUCCUGCGGUGAUACGCCCAGCCACGGAAGUACGUUAUCUUCCAACCCUUCAACUCUCGCUGUUUCUCGUAACGUUAAACAUGUUACAGCUGGUCACUGUUUCACAACGGAACAAAGGCAUAUCUUGCGCUUGCAGAACCACGGGGAAGUUCCUGUUUAUAUUUGCGAGCGCGUGGAGCACGUGAAACGGCAGCAAAUAUCUACGAGGGAGCGACGGGCGCGAGAGCAAUUAUUUUCAUGCGUGGAAAGCGGUCGCGGCGAUGCGAGGAAAAUGAGAAUCUCGGCGCUGGCAGACAAUAGUGUGCUCAACGGUCACACGUAUUAA
This is a messenger RNA of Trypanosoma brucei brucei TREU927, 1632 nucleotides long. RefSeq lists its product as hypothetical. The transcript has a single exon. The coding region runs from base 1 to 1632 and encodes 543 amino acids. Lineage: Eukaryota; Euglenozoa; Kinetoplastea; Trypanosomatida; Trypanosomatidae. The record is from RefSeq and is a predicted model, not a curated record.